AUGAUGAUACCUAGAGGCUACAUGCGGACCUUUAUCUCCUGGUUGAGGCUUAUCAUCAGAACUAUCGCAUUUCAGUCAUAUCCGAGUAUCUUCUCUGUCCUUCGGCGAGUGUUUCGAUGCUGUCAAGCCAUCAUUGGUGGAAAUGAGAGAAUAUUUCGAGAACCAGAUUUAGCGUUGGGUUCUCAACCGGCACCCAUCAAUCAAAAGACACCAGCUUCUGUGACACUCGCUGUACCAUCGUUUGUACCUCCACCUCAGCAAAGCGACGGGCGCACUGGCGUGGCCUCCAGUAUCCAGUCCCUGGAUUCUUGUGCGCAAUCGAUUAUUCCUAUGCCCAAGCCCAGCAUCACCACGAGUACCGCUAUGCCCCCGCACAAUGUGGCGCCGAUACAUAGUGUCACUCUAAUUCCUGCCACACCCGGACAAAUUAAGCGAUAUGAUAGGAUAGGAUUGAAUUGUAUGCACAUCAUGUUUUUCGAGUUAUUCGCCUCUCUAAUCCAUAGCUACAGUCAAGGUGAUUGUGCUGUGUACGAAGUUCCGAAAGGUCCUUUAGACUGUUCAGAGGAACUUGCUUUGGUGUCCGGGUGGGAACCGCUCACCCAUCCGGAAGGCGCUUUGUUUUUCUAUCACUCGUAUAAAAGAGUUUUUACUGAUGCUGAUAUUCGAGCACCUGGAAUGGUGGCCAACAUAGGUGAGGCUGUCGAGAGGGCGUACAAUGAAGUAAAAAGCGCAGGCAUCAAACUCCAUUCAUCCGUCGAGUUAGUAUUGGAGCUCAUGAAGGGGCAUCACGAAGAAUGGGGCUAUUACUUUGCCGAUCACGACAGACGUAUCAUUUUGUGGUUCGAAGCUCACAAACCCAGUGAUCUCAUUGGUAACGUCCGAGGCGUGAAGUGCGGUGAUCAUAUCACUUCUUUCAUUGCGCCGCUCCCAGGAUACGCACUAGAAUCACAGUACUGGCUACAUGUCGAACUAUAUCCAAACAAGCGACCCCUUCCAAAAGUUGUUGUUAUGAGACUCAGAGAAAUUGUUAUGUAUACCCAGGCAGACAAUGUCACCUCUGACACAUCCUUGACACCUUUUUCUUCGGAAGAGGUUGCAAGCAUGCUCAGCCUUAUGGAUCCUCUCAUGGACAGUGCUGGCAUUGAGUAUCCGCAUGAGCAUUCUGUAUGGAUUGUUGCUCGAUUUAUGGGAGAAUUCUGCAACGUCAAAUUUGUGAAUUUCUGUGGACAACCGGGUGCCCGGCUUAACGCGGACCAGUCUCUGUACAGAGAUACCAACACCCACUCAAACAAUAUCCUUCUUCGCGUCAUGAAUUUUAUACUGUUUGGAUCCCCUAACGCUUACAACAAGGUUCUUCAAAAGAUCUGGGUCGAUUCUACCAUCGUUCAGCCGCGAUGGAAGAAUUUUAUCAACAGACUCAACAAUGAGUGGAAUGGAUACACGAUAUUUUCUACUGUGAUGCUUGCUGUGGAUAUCAGCUUUCUCACGAUAUCAUCUGUCGAGACUCAAAAGGCUGCGACUCUCGUCUCCUAUAUGUCUACUCUCUGUGUAUUGGGUUCAUUAGUGGUCUCGCUAGUCUUAGCUGGACAAGUUAACGACAGCCGGCGAGACUCCGCUAAAAGCGUGGCCUCGUUUAUGGAAGGGAUAUCGGCUUCUGUGCUCGGCCUCGAAGGCCUUGCUCUCAUGCUAUGUCUCCCAUUCGCUCUUCUGAUUUGGGGAAUGACAUUCUUUGCUGCAGCAUUAUCCAUCGUGAUUUUCAACACUUCUGGCGUCAUCACCAUCUCAAUUAUAUCUCCCAUCUGGGUCGCUAUCUUGAUUCUAUCCACAUGGCCGGAAACCCCAAGGCAUUGGAGCAGCGAACCUGGUAAAAUAUUGGAAGGAAAGUUUGUGUGA
Molecule: messenger RNA, 1893 nt
Organism: Suillus bovinus
Lineage: Eukaryota; Fungi; Basidiomycota; Agaricomycetes; Boletales; Suillaceae
Exons: 13
Coding region: 1-1893 (630 amino acids)
Source: RefSeq, a predicted model, not a curated record